AUGAGUAUGGUUCUAUACGUGAUCUGGGCCGUGGCCAUGUCUGCCCUCUCAAUCAUCACUGUUGUCGGCAAUCUAGCCGUCCUCCUCUCCUAUUAUAUCGACAAAAAUAUUCGCCAGCCGGCAAACUAUUUCAUCUUUUCGCUGGCCAUUUCGGACCUGGUGAUCGGUUUGGAGGGUAUCCCAGUGUAUACGUACUUCUUCCUCAACAACGACCAAUGGAACUGGGGCCCAUUUCUAUGCGAUUUAUGGCUCUCCAUAGACUACACCGUAUGCCUGGCUUCCAUUUACACAGUGCUCGGGAUUACGGUGGAUAGGUAUUGCUCAGUGAAGAUGCCGGCAACCUACCGGAAUUGGCGGACACCUAAGCGGGUCAUGCUCAUUAUUGUCGCCAUUUGGGUGGUCCCCUGCGCGCUCUUCACAAUCUCGAUCUUCGGGUACGGUGCGAUCACGGGAAAGGGGCGGAUACAGGCCGAAAACGAAUGUUAUGUGCCGUUCAUGACCGACCCAUACCUUAACAUGGGGAUGUACAUCUCAUAUUACUGGAGUACGCUAUUUGUCAUGCUCUAUUUGUAUUGGGGAAUAUAUCGUGCGGCCAAGAAGCUCGCCGAUAAGAGUGAUCAGAAAACAAAGCGGUUAGCUUUGUUGUCGCAGAUGAGGAAGCCGCAACGGCCUGAGACUCUGUCGUUGAGAACGAGUGAUGCGGGGCGGACGAGCUCGGAUAGCCCACAAGAUACUUCGGAUAGUUUGAGAUCGACGAUAAAUAAAGGAAAUUCAAGAAGAUCCUCACGACCAUCCACAAAACCCAGCGUGAUUUCAAACGAUAAAAAGUCCUCAGCACCACCCGUCGUUAAUCAUAAGCAGCAAAAAGUGGCGCUCGAUACAAACCAUCUGGGCAACAAUUGCAACAACUUACAGCAUGCUAGAGUCUCUACAACUUCGAUAAUCCAGCAAAAACCCUCGGCCGAAUAUAGCAAUCCAGGAUAUGCAUCGGACAGAUCAGACAAGGGGAAUCGUGAAAAGAGUGCGCCGACUUAUCGAAAUGUUUAUAGGCAGGAAUUAUCGUCGGUUAUUGAAAGAGAAAGCACAGCUCCUUGCGUAAGCCCGGAAGCUUCCGAUCCUGAUGUAGAGCCGCUAGCCAAUCUAGAUUUUAAACCUGAUGUUAAGUUUCCCUUUAUCGAUGCUGAUAGUCUAUCAUCACUCGUUGGGACCGAUGAUUUGAGAAGAAAUGGGAGUGUGAUUAGGACAGAAGUGAAUGUUAGUGAAGUCGAGACAAUAUUUACAGAAAAAGAGGAAGAACGAGACAGCGGAAACGGGGAGAGCACCGAACGGGAUCAAAAUGACAUCCAGCCAUCGCGGACUGUUACGUCGGGUGGAUCGAUGCUUCUCGGUACUUUUUCGGAUACCCCACGAACAGAUGCUGAAGAUCAGGUAAUUGUGCCGUUGAUAGCCGUCUCAAGGGUUGAAAGCGUCAAAUCAACCGGAAGUCGGAUGCGGCGGUUGUUAUCUGCUGUAAGGUCUAGAUCGGUCAGGAAGAAGAAGGGCCAUCACUACAAGUCCAAAAGCGAGAAUCGAGCACGAAAAGCCCUGAGGACAAUUACCGUAAUUCUCGGAGCUUUUACGUUAUUUUGGACGCCAUUCUUCUUGUUGGCUACGAUAAUCGGCUUCUGCAAGAGCUGUGAUGCGAAUGCCUCUUUCAAACUUCUCUACUCGAUCUCGUACUACCUCUGCUAUAUGAAUUCCCCAAUCAAUCCAUUCUGCUAUGCAAUGGCCAAUCAACAAUUCAAAAGAACCCUCACCCGAAUAUUCAAAGGCGAUUUUCAUCGCGCG
This is a messenger RNA of Mesorhabditis spiculigera, 1827 nucleotides long. NCBI's taxonomy places the organism in Eukaryota, Metazoa, Nematoda, Chromadorea, Rhabditida, Rhabditidae. The record is from the annotation of a GenBank genome assembly.